UAUAGAGAAAUUCUAUGGAGAAAUUCUGCACAUGCGCUAGCAGUUCUCUGGUAACACCUCAAACUACUUUACCGCAAUGAGUCUGCCAAGGUGAUUACAUAGUCGAUGAUAUAGUAUCUCGCUUGUUUACUUGGAGUUACCCUUUUGUGCCUGUGUGGUCUUGCAAACACAAAAAUGAAUACAAAGGAGGUAGUGGAGAAUUUGACAGAAACUUGCAAUCGGAUGCGUUCUAGUAUUCUUUCUCUAUAUCCCAAACAUAAAGAAGAAAUAGUGAAACGCAUUCGGAAACACAUUAAGCAAUUCAAACAAACUGGAGCAAAAGCUCCUGAUUUUGAAGAAGGAUUGGAAUGGUUCAAUGUAUCAGAAAGCUUAUCACUGACGCAACAUCUGAAAGGAAAAAUUGUGCUUUUAGACUUUUUUACGUACUGCUGCAUCAAUUGUAUGCAUGUUUUAGUCGAAUUAGAAGAGGUUGAGAAAAAGACUUCUGUAGAAGAGGGGCUUGUUGUAAUUGGAGUUCACAGUCCAAAGUUUACAAAUGAAAAGAGCUCGAAGAAUGUCUUAUCUGCUAUACAAAGAUACAACAUCAUGCAUCCUGUAGUAAAUGAUACAAAAUUAAAAAUGUGGUCUGAUAUGGGAAUUAUGUGUUGGCCCAGUCUCAUUAUGUUGGGGCCCGAUGGUCAACUCCUGGCUGCUUUUACGGGCGAAAAUCGCAGAGAUGAAAUAAUCUUCUACACAAAAAUAGCAAUUGCGCAUUUCAAAUCCUUAAAUCAAAUAUCGAAUCAUAGUCUUCCACUGAAGCCAGCGCACCACCUUUUACCAUCUUCAAAAGAUGGUUUAUUAUUUCCUGGUAAAUUAGCAGUUCUGCCAUUCAAACAAGGGACAAAGCUUGCCAUAUCGGACAGUGGUAACCAUAGAAUUGUGAUUGUCGAUGAACAUGGAAAAGUGGAGCAUACUAUAGGCGGAUGCAACCAGGAUUUUAAAGAUGGUGAUUUCAAUACUGCUAGAUUUAAUUCGCCUCAAGGAGUUUGCCUACUCAAAGAUAAAAUCUACGUUGCUGAUACUAAUAAUCAUGCUAUUAGACAAAUAGAUUUGACCGAGAAAACUGUGUCCACUAUAGCUGGCACUGGUUUACAAAGUUCACAAGGCAAGGUUCAUGAUCGCGUGGGCGGGAAACAUGGCAGUAAACAAGCUCUGUCAUCUCCUUGGGAUGUGGCAAUAUAUCAUCAUGAACAUAAAGAUGUUGUCGUACCAGUCCUGUUAAUCGCGAACGCGGGCACUCAUCAAAUCUGGGCGUUAUUUUUCGAAGACACUAUUUGGUGGAAAGAAAAAAAAUACGAGGCAGGCACGUGCGUUGCUAUUGUCGGAAAUGGUGAAGAGCUGAAUCGCAACAACACUUAUCCCCUUUCUGCUGGAUUGGCUCAACCUUCUGGCAUCGCAGUCGCUCAAGAAUUAAGACUUGCCUUCCUAGCCGACAGUGAAAGCAGUACUAUCAGACGCUUGCAUUUUGACAUUGGUCAAGUAUCUCAGUUAUGUGGCGGGAAUCCAAAUCCAAUGGACUUAUAUGCUUUCGGAGAUAGAGACGGAGAGAAAUUCAUGGCUAGACUGCAACAUCCAUUGGGUAUAGCGUGGAAUCAUUUGAACAAGCAAAUUUAUGUGGCCGAUACUUAUAAUCAUAAAAUUAAAGGCGUAGCUAAUGCAUCAGGGUGUUGCAAGACACUAUUUGGCGAUGGAAAACCUGGGCCUGAAUUUUCUUUUGAUGAACCAAGCGGUCUUGCUGUCAGCCCAGACGGUAAAAUUCUUUAUGUAGCGGACACUAAUAAUCACUCUAUUAAGAUGAUUGAUCUGAAAAACAAGAAAAUAUCAACCAUGACCAUCGUAUUCGAUAGCGAUUCGAAUAAAGAUACCGAUGAUAAAGAUAUCGAUCAUACAUUUACUUUCGAUACAGCAGUCAGUACACAUGGUGGAGAAUUAAAUGUUUCGUUCAAAAUCGUAUUUUCGAAUGAUUUUAAACUAAGUGCAGAGGCACCGCAAAAAUGGCACGUGACCUUACCUGUCGAUACGUGGACAACAAACUCCUUGACAGGUGAACUGUCGACUCCCGUGUCGGUGAAACUUCCCGAAGAUGAAGCGCAUAAUCAGUUGCGCGUUGCGUUAAACAUAAUAGCUUGUACAACGGAAACGUGUGUACCAUUCAAGUUAUCCGUGGUGUUUAACGUGCAACGUAAAGUGGACGCACCGACAGUUGUGACUGAGGAAAAAGAACUCGUCAUUGGCUAGGGAUUGUGAAUUUUAUGAUUCUAGCACAUAUGUGGAAAAAUACAAAAACACGUUGCAUAGUAUGUAUAAAUUUUAUAUUAUUUUCUAAGAAAUAGAAAAAUUGUGCAUAUAUAUAUUUAGAUGGUUAUUGCAAACAGCAAUGUUACUCAUAUGAAUUCUGUAAAAUGUUAUGUACUACUUACUUACUUAAUACUUAAUAAGUUACUUAAUUAAUUGAUUUUUGAUUGCUUUAAGUUCAAUAUCCAUGUUUUGUGAGUUUUAAGUACAUUUUUUUUGUUCACGAAUGUCUGGCAAAUUUCGUCAGACUUAAACAUUACAAUUAAAACAAUGGAGAUGGAAUCGA
Molecule: messenger RNA, 2620 nt
Organism: Linepithema humile (Argentine ant)
Lineage: Eukaryota; Metazoa; Arthropoda; Insecta; Hymenoptera; Formicidae
Product: NHL repeat-containing protein 2
Molecular function (GO): protein binding
Source: RefSeq, a predicted model, not a curated record